This is a messenger RNA of Solanum lycopersicum (tomato), 3740 nucleotides long. RefSeq names its product ABA responsive transcription factor (gene ABF4). Lineage: Eukaryota; Viridiplantae; Streptophyta; Magnoliopsida; Solanales; Solanaceae. The record is from RefSeq and is a predicted model, not a curated record. Gene Ontology annotation, biological process: positive regulation of DNA-templated transcription. Gene Ontology annotation, molecular function: DNA-binding transcription factor activity. Gene Ontology annotation, cellular component: nucleus.
AUAUUAUUAUCUCAUGUCCUAAUCAAACUCGAAAUGAAAAAUCUUCACUCUUUUCUUGAUUUUUUUUUGAUGUUUAAUUUGUUUUCUCAAUUACAAAUAUGUUAUUACUGAUCUGACAUUGUUUUAAUUUUUUCGAAAUGAUUUAUCAAAAUGAGAUAGUUGAAGGGUAGUUGAUUGAUUAAUUAAUUUGAUGAUGUUUUUUGGCACUUGAAAUUAUCUCUUAUAGAUCCAUGCUUUUUUUUGUUUAUGAAUUCUAUGAUUCUGUAUAGUGGGCAGUACUCGAUGAAUGAGUUCGAUACUUAAUUAGACAGUUGAAUGAAGUCUUGAUGUUAGUAUAAAGUUUUAGAUCCAAAUAUGUUGAUGUUGAAUGAAAUUAUGAGCUCUGAACAAAGUUAAUAGAUCCACUGUGUCGACAGUUUUGAGUUUUUAUUAUUUUGUGGAAUUUACUUGAAUAGUUGACUCUGGUUGAGUAGUUGAUAGUUGAAUGAAGUUUAUCUUAGCUUCUGGGUUUUGUAUUUUGGAUCCAAUCUUAACAUAAGUGUUUUGCAUUUUGAAUGAGUUUUUGGACUUGAAAUGAGUUUGAAGCAAAGAUGGAUCUACGGUGUAGCGUAUCCCCUCAACAAUUAGGUAUUUUUUUUAAAAGAAAAAUUAUGUGUAUAUAUAGAUUGUGGAUCUCCGAACAUAAGAUUAAACAUUGGCUCAGUGGUUGAGGAAUUCAAAAUUCGGUUAGAGGUUUCAAGUUUGAAGCUCAAACACUACAUUUUUAUUUUUCGAAUCCCCUUAGUCAAAAUCAUGGAUCCGCCACGGGUUUGAAGAAUGUUAAUUGGUGCUAAUUUUUUUAAAUCUAAAUGUGUACAAAAGGUGGUGGACUGAAUCAGGUCAAACCAUUAAAUAUAGAUCUAGUUUGUAUUUCAUUCUCUCCAUCAUUGAGGUAUUAUAAUCUGUGUUUAACCGAGAUCUGCCUAAUCAUGAUAUUUCAGUUUUUCUGAGCUGUAAUGAGCAAGAUGUUAAGUGUUGUAUUUUUCUUUACUGUUCUAAUGUCCUUAAAGUGAUCAUCUUCAAGUCGGCAGUGAAGAUUAUAUGUUUGAGCUUGUACGUAAUCACCAAUGUUGUAGCAUUUUGUUAGGAAAUGAUUAAAAUUCUUUGGAGGUGGUAUACAAUAUUUGUUUAUUGGUGAACAUUCUAUUAUAUGUUGUUGGACUACACCGAAAUAUAAAAAUUGAUUCCCGUGGUCGACUUCUACUGUUGUUUCUUACUGUCUUACUAAUGAACUUUUGGAUCAGAUUUUGUUUGUCGUAACCAUGGGAUCUUACCUGAACUUCAAGAACUUUGCUGACACAUCACAACCAGAGAGCAGUGGGAAUAAUAGUAAUUCUUUUUUGGCCCAACAAUCUUCCAUAUACUCGUUUACCUUUGAUGAGCUGCAAAAUACAUGUGGACUUGGAAAAGAUUUUGGGUCGAUGAAUAUGGAUGACCUCUUGAAGAACAUUGAAGAGUCUCAAGCGUUGUCAUCUUCUGCUGCUUUAGGGGGUAAUUUGCAGAGACAGGGUUCUUUGACACUGCCUAGGACACUUAGUCAGAAAACUGUAGAUGAAGUAUGGAGAGACUUUCAGAAAGAGAGUGUUGUUGCUAAUGAUGCAAGUGGGACUGGAGGAUCAAACUUUGGGCAGCGGGAAUCUACCUUGGGAGAAAUGACAUUAGAAGAGUUUUUGGUUAGAGCAGGGGCCGUGCAAGAAGAUAUGCAACCAGCUGGAUACUCAAAUGAUGUUACAUUUGCUAGUGGUUUCACUCAACCUAGUUGUAGUGUGACCAUAGCAUUUCAACAAGCAACCCAAAACCCUGGACAUCAAAUUGCAGCGAAUAACAUAUUUAAUGUGGUCAGUACCACCACGUCUUCACCACAGCAGCCCCUUUUUCCCAAACAAACAACUGUGGAAUUUGCAUCACCCAUGCAAUUAGGGAGCCCAGGGAAAAGGCUUCCCAUGUCUAAUCCGUCUGCAAAUACUAGUAGUGUCAUGCAGGGUGGUGUUAUGACCAUGCCAGUAAAAGGAGUAUCCCCUGGAAAUCUUGAUACAUCUUCUCUUUCACCUUCACCUUAUGCAUGUGGUGAAGGUGGAAGAGGAAGGAGAUCAUGCACCUCUUUUGAAAAAGUUGUUGAGAGAAGGCGUAAGAGGAUGAUAAAGAACAGGGAGUCUGCGGCCAGAUCAAGGGAUCGGAAGCAGGCAUAUACUUUAGAGUUGGAAGCUGAAGUAGCAAAGCUUAAAGAAAUUAAGCAAGAGUUGCAGAAGAAACAGGCUGAAUUUAUCGAGAAGCAGAAAAAUCAGGUUGUUGUAUCGUGGAGGAGACAAGUCAAAGAGGACUACUGUUGGACUGGUGAAAACCUUUGCUGCAGUGGGCUUGAAUCUCCUUAAAGAGAGUGAGAUAUCCGCGCCUCAUCCUGAAGAGAUUUAUUUUUUCAUUUUAUUUUCAAUUGUAGUCUUUCAAUUUUAUUAUCUUGUAAGUUUUUUCACUAUUAAUCUUAAGGAGAUUCAAGAUGGCUACAAUUGAAAAAAUUGCGGAUGUCAAGAUGGGAGACAUCAACAAGCCAUUUCGGUUCAAUGAUAAUCAUUUUAAGAGAUGCAAGGGUAAAGUACUUUUGUACUUAAGUCUUCUCAAUAUUUCUUAUGUAUUAACCGAGAAGAAUCCAAAUAAAAAAGAUAUCACCUCUACGAAUGAUGAUAAAACUAUUUCUCAUCUAGAGAAAGUGGAAAAGUAUGAUGGUGAUUCCUAUAAGUGUCAGUAUUAUCUUCUUAAUUGUCUAUGUGAUAUUUUUUUAUGAUUAUUAUGAUAGAACUUACACUAGUGAAAAGAAAAUUUGGAAGGCAUUGCAAAGUAAGUAUGACACCGAAGAGGCUGAAGCGAAAAAGUAUGCAUUAGUAGAUUUUUUCAUUUUUAAAUGGUGGACAACAAAUCAGUGGUAGACCAAGCUCAAGAGUUUAUAAUGAUCGUUGGAGAGCUUAGGUAUGAAGAGGUUAAAAUUGGAGAUAACUUUAUUGUUGGUGGCAUAGUGGAUAAACUUCCACCUUCUUGGAAGGAAUUUCAAAAAAUUAUGCACCACAAACAAAAGGAAACUUCUCUUGAAACCUUGAUAAUGAAAAUCUGCAUUGCAGAAGAAGCAAAGGGCCAAGAUGCACUUUAACAAACAGAAGAGAACAACAUCACAACAAAUGUAAAUUUAAUAACUUCGAAUAGUGCUACUCCUGAAACUCACAAAAAUACUUCUUUAAAGCCUAGAAAGAAAAAAUUCAAGAAAAAUAAUGAUAGUCAUCCCAAGAAAAAUAAUGGUGGAAAUCAUCAAGCACAAAAUCAUCAAGUUCAAGAAAAGGGAUCAUGCUUUGUUUGUGGCAAGAGUGGGCAUAUUGCUCGAUUUUACAGAUUGCGGAAAUGUGGUCCUAACCCUCAGACAAAUGUUAUCGAAGAACCUUUUGUGGCGGUGAUUAUCGACAUAAACAUGGUUGAGAAUGUUGAUGGAUGGUGGGCUGAUUCUAGUGCAAACCGUCAUGUGUGUUGUGACAAAGACUGGUUUAAAAAAUAUACUCAUGUUGAGGAGCCCAAAAUCAUCAUGCUUGGUGAUGCUCACAAUACUCAAGUGCUUGAAAAGGGAGAUGUUGAGUUGUGUUUUACUUCUGAAAGGUUAUUAACAUUGAAAGAUGUACUUUAUACUCCUUCUAUGAGAAAAAAUUUGAUGUCUAGUUUUCUUC